Messenger RNA from Paramuricea clavata, 960 nucleotides. The record is from the annotation of a GenBank genome assembly. NCBI's taxonomy places the organism in Eukaryota, Metazoa, Cnidaria, Anthozoa, Malacalcyonacea, Plexauridae.
AUGGCAAAUGGUGGCCAUUACGAGCUCGGUUAUGAAGACAUACGCUUCGAAACGGUUGUGAGUCCGAGUUUUUACUGUCCUAUUUGUCUUCUGGUUCUGAGAGAACCAGUUAUGUGUAAAAACCAACACUAUUUCUGCACUUCGUGUAUCAAGAAGCAUUUGGCAAAGUCUGCAUUCUGCCCGACGUGUCUUGAACAUCUCAGUGUCAAUACACUGAAUGAAGCUCCGCGGAUUGUACAAGAUUAUUUAUCUGAGCUGAAUAUUCAUUGUGAUUACUAUGCCAGAGGAUGCUGCGAAAUGGUGAAGUUGAAUCAACUAAAACAUCAUGUGGCAACAUGUGGAUUCGGGCCCGUGCAGUGUUCAAAUGAGGGCUGUACUGCUGACCUGAAUUUUAGAGAUAAGCUCUAUCAUCAAGCCGAAGUGUGUGAUUUCAGAAAGUUGAAAUGUCACGAGUGCAGCCAGCUCAAACAUGAAGCAGUAAAAAUGAAGAGAGAGAUUUUAGCCCGUCAAGACCAGAUAAUGAGAACAAUGAAAGCUGAGAUUUCGGCUUGCCAGAAUGAAAUAAAAAGUGAAAUGAAAGAAGGGAUGAAAAAAAUGGAAAAUGUCAUCAUGAACGAAGUUCUGGAAAUAGUCAACAAAGCUGUUCAGAAUAUAACGGUCGAAAUGAAAGUUACAAGUGCAAGAAUGAAGAAUGAACUGACAGAGAAAAUCAAAGAUCAAUUUCAGUCCAUUUCAUUUUCUCUGUCGACUCUGAUCGACCAAAAGCAAGAGGAAAGAAGGAAAGAUGUCGCAAAAGAGCCAACGGUCGCGACAAAACAAUCAGUUGCAAGGCCCUGGCCUGGUAUUGCGGUAAUAAAAGCGGAGAGACAGGCAAUGAAAAAAGUGGAGCCAUUGGUAGGACUGAAGGAAACACGGGAAGCAGUCCAGCCAUGGGGAGGACUGAAGGAGACACGGGAAGCU